UCAAUCAACCCGUUACAGGUGGUGAAUUUCUUUGCCCAGUUCCAUGCCAGAUGUCAAAGAAGCUGGUUCCUCAAAUAUCGGAGAAUUGAAACCAGACACCACCUGUAAAUCACUGAGCUUCAGCGCCAACACGUGUAAAAUUUAACACAGACAACCUCCUAGCCCUACUCAUUUAUAUUCUUCCGUUGCAACGUCUGCCAGAAAACCUAUUCAGACAAUCCGUUAGACAAAAGAAAAUGAGCCAGGAACAACCCCAAAGGCCCCAACCUGUCAAAGAUCCCAUUAGGUAUGGCGACGUUUUCAACGUCCAUGGAGAUCUUGCUUCCAAAGUUAUUGCACCCGUAGACGCAUCCACCAUGCAGUCAGCUGAAAACACUGUUCUCGGUGAGACCAGAAAAGGUGGACCUGCCUCCGUCAUGCAAUCAGCUGCAAGAGUGAACGUGAGGCAAGGUCUCGUUGACCCGCAUCAGGCCACCGAAGUUGCCGGGGACCCAGGCACCAAAGUUACUGAAGAGAAUGUUGGUGGUGACCGUAUAAUAACUGAAACAAUAGCAGGACAAGUGGUGGCUCAAUAUAUUGAACCAAGGGCGGAGAGGACCACUCCUGGAGGAGCUCUUGAUCCUCGCUCAAUUACAAUCGGUGAGGCUUUAGAGGCAACAGCUCUUUCUUCUGGUGAAAAACCAAUUGACCAGAGUGAUGCAGCUGCUAUACAAGCUGCUGAAGUUAGAGCUACUGGUAUUGCUGAGGUCUUACCUGGCGGAAUUGGCGCUGAAGCUCAGUCUGCAGCUACUCGAAACCCAAGGGCUCCAAGGGAUCAAGACAAAACUAAACUUUCUGAUGUUCUAAUGGAUGCCACAUUGAAAUUGCCAGCAGACAAACCAGUAACCAGAGAAGAUGCUCAUGCGGUGAUUGAAGCAGAGGUUAGAAACAAACCAGAUAUGCAUGCAAACGCAACUCCUGGAGGAGUGGCUGCAUCAAUGGCGGCAGCGGCUAGGGCUAAUCAAGAGUGAUGUGCGGCGUUUAUAGGUAGACAGUAUAUUCGGCGAGGUCAUAGUAUAAACAAGAGUACAUAAUAAUACAAAAUACAGUAAUAUCUAUAAGGUGGAGUAGUGUGCUUGUAAUCCUGGAUGUAGUCCGUCUCUUUUGCAGAAUGAAUGUCUCGUGGCCAAGUCUUUCUCUAUCAAUGGAAAGAGAGCUUGAAUUCCA
Molecule: messenger RNA, 1206 nt
Organism: Ricinus communis (castor bean)
Lineage: Eukaryota; Viridiplantae; Streptophyta; Magnoliopsida; Malpighiales; Euphorbiaceae
Product: late embryogenesis abundant protein D-34
Exons: 2
Coding region: 237-1010 (257 amino acids)
Source: RefSeq, a predicted model, not a curated record